Messenger RNA from Striga hermonthica, 1434 nucleotides. NCBI's taxonomy places the organism in Eukaryota, Viridiplantae, Streptophyta, Magnoliopsida, Lamiales, Orobanchaceae. The record is from the annotation of a GenBank genome assembly.
AUGACUUCGCGAAGGCUCCAUUCCAGUUCACGAGCACCCAUUGCAGAGAGCUCGGACGAGUCGACUCGCGUCGACGUGCCGAAAUCUGAAAAGGUUGCCUCAAAGGUGUCUGCUGGGGAGAGUGGGAUUCUUGUGGAUGAGUUUGGUGUUAUCGAGAAAAUGACUGUUCAGGAGCUCAAAGCGAGGUUAAGGAGUAUUGGGGCUCCUGUGAAGGGUGCUAAGCACGAACUUGUCUCUGCAUUGAAGAGCUUUAUGAACAGUAAUGCUGAUGGCAAAGUUGUAGUUCCUUCAGAUGAAGAAUACCAAGUUAUCUCCAAAAGGAAGGUCGAACGAACAACUGAAACCCAUAGUGAUGAUCAAGUUGCAAACAGUGUUUCAGACAUUUCAGGAAGUAAAAGAACAAAAAGGCAAGCAAAAUCUUUACGGAAUGAGGAAGAACUGAUUGUGGAAUCAGUUGAAAUAAAAGAUGAAAAAUCAAGACAAGGGGAUAAGAAAGUCUCUUCAAGGACCACGAAAGCUCGUUUGAAUGUCGAGCUUUCUGUGGAUGAGCCUUGGACUGUUCUUACUCAUAAGAAGCCACAAAAAGAAUGGACGGCCUACAAUCCUCGGAAUAUGAGGCCACCGCCUAUUGAGGCCGAUACUCCACAUGUGAAGCUAUUGUCUUGGAAUGUAAACGGGUUGAGAGCUUUGUUGAAGUCGGAGGGUUUUUCGGCUUUGCAACUUGCGCAUAGAGAAAAUUUUGACGUGUUGUGCUUGCAGGAGACAAAGUUACAGGAGAAAGAUGUUGAUGCAAUCAGGAUAUCUCUCCUGGAAGGUUAUGAUAACAGCUAUUGGACGUGUAGCGUCUCGAAAUUGGGUUAUUCAGGAACAGCUAUCAUAUCACGGAUAAAACCUCUUUCUGUAAGAUAUGGUUUGGGCAUUGCGGAUCAUGAUAGUGAAGGCCGCCUCAUGACUGUAGAAUUUGAUGACUUCUAUUUAUUGAAUAGUUACGUUCCUAAUUCUGGGGAUGGUCUAAAACGACUGUCAUACAGAAUAACCGAAUGGGAUCCUUCUCUGAGCAACUAUAUGAAAGACCUGGAAAAGUCGAAGCCUGUUAUUCUGACCGGUGAUUUGAACUGUGCUCAUCAAGAAAUAGACAUUUACAAUCCGGCGGGGAACAAAAGGAGUGCAGGCUUCACAGAUGAAGAAAGAAAGUCAUUCGAGGCGAACUUUUUGGACAGGGGCUUUAUCGACACUUUCAGAAAACAACAUCCGAACGUUAUUGGCUAUACAUAUUGGGGUUACAGACACGGUGGAAGAAAAACCAACAAAGGGUGGCGACUCGACUAUUUCCUAGCAUCAGAAUCUAUUGCAGAACGAGUACAUGACUCGUACAUUCUUCCUGAUGUGGCUGGGAGUGACCAUAGUCCCAUUGGUCUAGUUCUCAAACUAUAA